AUGAUUCUCUUUUUUUCAAAGAAGAAGGGUGAUGUGGUUACAACCUUUUAUAGAAUCGUCAAAGUUACAGAUUGCGACGCUACAUCUCUGUACAAUUUAGUCUGCUCCACUCUGCAAGAAGAUGAACUUCGCGUCGAAAUGUUAGUUGGGAUAGGUUUAGAUGGAACUAAUGUAAUGAUAGGAAGAAAUCAUUCCCUUGCUGCUCUUUUGAAGCAAAAAAUACCUGAUCUGAUAGUAAUAAAAUGUUCAAGUCACUCCUUGCAUUUGUGUGCAGAAAAGGCGGCGGAAAGUCUACCACGUCAACUUGAGUUUCUACUACGUGAAACACACAACUGGUUUUCCUACAGUGCUAAACGUCUGGAUGCAUACAGGGAUCUAUUCGAAGUAAUGAAUAAUAGUAGGAAUCCAAAGAAAAUUGCAGGUUUCUGCGGAACUCGAUGGUUAGCACGAUACAAUGCCAUUACUACAAUCCUGGAUCAAUGGGAAGAGUUGCAACUGUUGUUUUUACUCUCAAAGAGAGAAGACAGAUGUUACAUGGCAGAAAAGUUGCAUGACAUAAUGAAAUGUCCUGUGUUUAAAGGCUACUUGAUGUUUUUGAAAGAACGACUGAACAUGUUAUUUCAGAGUGAAAAUGUAGAAUCUGUGAAAUUACUGGAGGACGUUUAUUUGUUAUUAAGAGGUUUGCUACAAAAACUGGUUGUACCCGCACAGCUUGAGAAAUUGAGUGACAAAGAUUUAAUAACAUUUGACUUCAAACAAUAUAUGAUGCACACAAGUGCUAUUAACCUAGGACAUGACACUGAGGUCCUAUUGCGGGAAGUAAAUCAAAACGAAGCGUGCGAACUACGUGACCGAUGCAGAAACUUUAUGGUCACUUUGUGCUCAGAGGUGCAAAGUAGAACUCCUGAGCACAUUCAUAUAUUGAAGUCUGUAUCACUGCUGACCCCACAAAUUGCCACCUCGCAAGUGAAACCUGAUCUGACAAAUUUUCUGCAAAUGUUCGAAAGGUUUAUGGCAGUAAGACCGAAGCCGAAUCUGAAUGGUACCAUUAAAACCAAUUUGCAUCACAAAGAAUGGAGGAACACGUCGUCCAGCGUUUCAUUUUGGGCCGAGGUUAAUACCGAUUUAGAUGCAGGAGGAAUUAAGAGGUUUGCUGCCAUCUCAAAAUUUGCUUUGGCUGUGUUGUCAAUGCCACUAUCAAAUGCAACGGUGGAAAGAGCUUUCUCCAUUUAUUCAAUCAUAAAAAAUAAGCUUCGAAAUAGAUUAUCUGUAGAAAUGUUGCAACACUUAAUGAUGGUGAGGUACAGCUUAAAAAGAAAUUAUACGUCUUGCGUCACAUUUAAACCGACUGACGCAAUGUUGAAAAAGUUUUCGAAUGAAAUGUACGAUUUCAAGAAGAAAAUGACUGCAGAUGACAUAGAAGUCCAGACGAUGGAUACAUUCCAAGAAUGUUUGGAAAUGCUAGAUUAA
Colias croceus (clouded yellow) is the source of this 1470-nucleotide messenger RNA. RefSeq lists its product as uncharacterized. The transcript has a single exon. Bases 1 to 1470 code for a protein of 489 amino acids. The record is from RefSeq and is a predicted model, not a curated record. Gene Ontology annotation, molecular function: protein dimerization activity. Lineage: Eukaryota; Metazoa; Arthropoda; Insecta; Lepidoptera; Pieridae.